Messenger RNA from Neohortaea acidophila, 456 nucleotides. Its product is annotated as histone acetyltransferase subunit NuA4-domain-containing protein. The coding region runs from base 1 to 456 and encodes 151 amino acids. The record is from RefSeq and is a predicted model, not a curated record. The transcript has 3 exons. NCBI's taxonomy places the organism in Eukaryota, Fungi, Ascomycota, Dothideomycetes, Mycosphaerellales, Teratosphaeriaceae. Gene Ontology annotation, cellular component: NuA4 histone acetyltransferase complex.
AUGGCCGAAAACAUCCCCCCGGGCGGCCAAACAACCACAAACACCAACACCGCCGACCAACCCGGCCGGCCCUACUACGAAUCCCUCCGCGCCAACCUGCGCCAAAUCCUGGAGAAGAAACGCAAGCUCGACGAGCAGCUGGCGGCAGUGGAGGACCAGAUCUUCAAGAACGAAGGCAGCUAUCUGGAAGAGACGUCCAACUCGGGGAAUAUUGUGCGGGGGUUUGAUGGUCGGAGCUCGGUGGGGUGGAUGCGGGCACAGGAGGGAUCCGAUUCCAAUCCCACGUCGCAUGCGCCUACGCCUACGGGCUCUUUUGCGCCGCAGCUGAGUACGCGGGAUUCAGGGACGGGGAGUGCGGCUCGCUCGCAUAAUAAGAAGAAGAGACCGAAUGAUCGGGAGGAGGACGAGGAUGGGAAAGCUACGAAGAGAGGCAAAAUCAGCUACGCGCGGGAGUAG